Messenger RNA from Spea bombifrons (plains spadefoot toad), 1450 nucleotides. RefSeq names its product ubiquitin specific peptidase 18 (gene USP18). Bases 85 to 1182 code for a protein of 365 amino acids. The record is from RefSeq and is a predicted model, not a curated record. Gene Ontology annotation, biological process: protein deubiquitination. The transcript is spliced from 11 exons. Lineage: Eukaryota; Metazoa; Chordata; Amphibia; Anura; Pelobatidae. Gene Ontology annotation, molecular function: cysteine-type endopeptidase activity; cysteine-type deubiquitinase activity. Gene Ontology annotation, cellular component: nucleus; cytosol.
UCCAACAUUUUCAGCGCAGAAAUUAGAACCUUUACAACCGAUAUCACAUCCGCGGCUCUGAAUUACGAUGACUUUAAGAGAAAAAUGUGUGAAGAAGACGGGUAUUUGAAUGAAGCCGAGUUAUUGGAGGACCCAGAAACCGAAGAAGAUGCCUCCUCAUCCUGGCAUCCCGGAAAGCCUUUGUCUUAUUCUACCGGCACAUUUAAGAAUGGCGCCAUUGGGCUAAGCAAUAUUGGGGUGAAGAGCUGCCUCAAUUCAUUGCUUCAGACUUUCUAUAUGAAUGAAGACUUUGCAGACAUUCUAUGCAGGAUUGGAGAGGCCACCGAUAAUGUGCCCCUCGAGAGGAGUUUUCCUUAUGAGCUGCUCGCCCUGUUUGAAGAAAUGCAGGAUAGUGAGGAAGACGCUGUGUCCCCGUACCGUAUCCUGAGCUGCCUGAGGACACACAAAGUGAGAUUAUUUAGCCCGUAUGAUGUUGCCGAGCUCUUCUCUACCCUCGUGAACCUAUUACUUGAACAGAUGCCUCACCCGUAUCUGGAAGAGAAGCUAAGAAACCUGUACACCAUCAGGCUAGAAGAAUCCAUGACAUGUCUCAAGUGUUCCAAUCAGAGGUCCAGUGACACGAAUCUGUUAACCAUCCACUUGCAAGUGUAUCACUCCAGGUAUCAUAGGACAAUGACGCUGGAACGAGGUCUCCGGAGGUUCUUCAAAACCAAGAAAGCUAGCGGUGGCGAGAGUUGGUGCAUCUGUCCGAAAUGUGGAGAGGACAGCAAGUCAGUGAAGGAUGAACGGUUGAGAUCUCUACCCCGGACUCUCACGGUUGAUCUGAAACGUAUCAGACAAAGAAAAUCUUCCCAGCUACAGAAGAUAAAUAGGACAUUAACCUUUCCACCUACGCUAGACCUGAGUGAAGUGUUGGAUCCAGAGCAUCUCCCAGAGCAGGAAUAUGCACAGUCCCAAUACAUUUAUAAUAUUUUUGCUGUAGUGGCCCAUUCAGGGACACCCAACUCGGGCCACUUCUGCACCUACAUCAAAAGCUCGAAGGACCAGAAGUGGUAUUGUUUCAAUGACUCCAGCGUGUGCCGGGUAUCGUGGGAUGAUGUGAAAUGUGCAUACGGAAACACGAUCUUCCACUGGGGUGUAACUGCCUGCCUGCUCAUCUAUAUACAGUCGGACGGAAAGUAAAUUUGUUUCUGCUGCGAAACUUAACUUCACAUCAUUUCUGGGGCGCUCGUGACCUUCAUUCGUCAUGGAAGUCCAUUCAACCCGAACACAACGGACCACCACGCAGAAUACACAUCAACACUUGCUCCUGGACAUGCGCAGGAAGGUGAUACAAACCAUUUCUCUGAUUACCUGAUCGUUUGGUGUACUCUCAAAUCCACGAGAGCAGACUUGGUGUGAGAUGAGGGCCAAUGGCUCCCUGGUUCUUACCUAUGGCCACAGAGGAACC